AUGGCUGCUCCAGGAACGCCGGCGGCUGGUAACAACGAGGAGAAGCCGCGUCUGCCAUGGAAGGUUCCAGGAGCAUCCUACUCGGCAGGUGUCGGCGAAGUAGAUGCAUCCCGAGCCGAAAAGCGCACCAACCAGUGGUUGGAACGUUCCCCCGCUUCAUUCCUGUCCCCCCUGCCAUUCAAUCGGCCUGAUACACCGGCACAGAAAAACCGUGCCUAUAUCAGCAACGACUGGAGGAAGCCUGAUCCCACUCUUGCUCGUCAUUCUUCCUCCUUCUUCCCCUUGCCCACUCGCCACCCCGACCGGUCGUCACAAAACGGGUCUCCGAAAGCUGGACUGUUGGCGGAGGGUGAGUAUACGCCUGGUCGGAUUGUGUAUAUCCGACCGGAUCCCAAGAAGCAGAAGGAAGACAAAGAGAACCCACAGGGGAAGGAGAACGGCAAGAAUGGAAGCCCAAAAGGCGGCACAGAUGCGAGCACAGGGAUCCAAGAUCAUCCCGCUGUCAUCUUGUGGUCGCCGGAAGAGGAUGGGCUCGUACCGAUUGUGAACAUCACCAGUUUCAGAGGCAAAGAUGCCAAUGAUAAAUGGAAGGAUGCCAAAGACAGGGAUGCCUACGUGAAUAUGUUCCCCGUCAUCGCGCAUACGGAUGCUCCAGCCAUCGAUCUCGGCUCCGAUUCGGAACGCCUUAUUCUCCACCUCCAGGAAAAUAAGGCCAUGGCCAAGCAGAGCUAUGUGGAUAGGCGCCAAGGCGUGUAUAUGUUGAAGAAGGAUUUGCUAGCGAAAUUUCUCCACAAUGGAGAUGGAGAGCGGCAUCUUGAAGAGGAGUCGCUCAUGAAGCUUCGGGCGAAGCUCGAAGAACCACUGCCGUCACUACAAUCAUCAGCAAGCACGACGGCAUUGGCGGCGGCAACAAUAACACUACAACUGUCACCACCAUCCCGGCCCGGCCUAAUCCCUUCGUUGACCUCGGAUGCAGCUCCCAGACAGGGGCAGUGGUAG
This is a messenger RNA of Aplosporella prunicola CBS 121167, 999 nucleotides long. RefSeq lists its product as uncharacterized. Bases 1 to 999 code for a protein of 332 amino acids. Lineage: Eukaryota; Fungi; Ascomycota; Dothideomycetes; Botryosphaeriales; Aplosporellaceae. The record is from RefSeq and is a predicted model, not a curated record. The transcript has a single exon.